Molecule: messenger RNA, 1888 nt
Organism: Mustela lutreola (European mink)
Lineage: Eukaryota; Metazoa; Chordata; Mammalia; Carnivora; Mustelidae
Gene: DIPK1C
Product: divergent protein kinase domain 1C
Exons: 4
Coding region: 1-1269 (422 amino acids)
Source: RefSeq, a predicted model, not a curated record
AUGGCGCGGAGCCGGCCCGGGCGGUGCGGGCGGCGCGGGCGGCGCGGGCGGUGCGGGCGGUGCGGGCGGGGCGCGCUGCUGGCCUGCGCGGCGUGGACGGCGGGCUGGGUGCUGGCGGCCGCACUGCUGCUCCGCGCGCACCCGGGCGUCCUCUCCGAGCGCUGCACGGAUGAGAAGAGCCGGCGCAUCCUGGCCGCGCUGUGCCGGGACUACGAGGGCGGGGCGCUGGUGGGAGACCUCUGUGAGGACCUGUGCGUGGCGGGGAAGCUGCUGUACCGGCGUUGCCUGUACUACGAGAGCGGCAAGAAGGUGCUGCAGGCCGACUGGCGCGGCCGGCCCGUCAUCCUCAAGUCCAAGGAGGAGGCGUUCUCCAGCUUCCCGCCGCUCGGCCUGCUGGAGGACGCGGCCGACGAGGGCGCCCAGGACCUCCCGGAGGCUGAGCUGCUGCUGCUGGUGGCCGGCGAGGUCAGGAACGCCCUGGGCCUGGAGCUGCCCGGCGGCAGCCUGCGGCCCCUGUGGCCAGGCGGGCGCGGUCCGCGGUGGCGGGGCCAGCUGGCCAGCCUGUGGUCACUGCUGCAGCAGGAGGAGUUCGUCCUCUUCAGCCUGCUGCAGGACCUGAGCCGGCACGCCCUGCCCGUGCUGGGCUCCUGCGGCCACUUCUACGCCGUGGAGUACCUGGCAGCCGGCAGCCCCCGCCACCGGGCCCUCUUCCCCCUUGAGGGCGCGGCGGGGGGGCCCCGGGGCAGCCGGGGCCAGGCCAAGGCCGUCAGCGACAUGGCGCUCAGCUUCCUGGACAUGGUGAGCCAUUUCGAGGACGACUUCUCUCACCGCCUCCACCUGUGCGACGUCAAGCCGGAAAACUUUGCCAUCAGGAGUGACUACACGGUGGUGGCCAUCGACGUGGACAUGGCCUUUUUUGAACCUAAAAUGCGGGAAAUUCUUGAGCAGAACUGCACGGGAGACGGAGACUGCAAUUUCUUCGACUGUUUUUCCAAGUGUGAUUUGCGCGUCAACAAGUGUGGAGCAGAAAGAGUCAACAGCAACCUGCAGGUCAUCUGCGACAAGAUCUUCCGCCACUGGUUCUCCUCGAGUCUCGGCGGCCCCGCCCUGUCCUUCCCGCGGCAGCGGCAGCUGCGGGACGCGGUGCAGGAAUGCGCGGACCCCCGCAGCACCGCGCGCGGCCCCCCGAGAGCAGCCCGCGACGUGUUCCGGAAGCUUCGGCACCUCCUCCGAGCCACGCAGAGGGAACUGCAGGACGCAGAGGAGUAGCGGCGGCGGCGGCAGCCUCGGGCGGGUUCCCUCCAGCAGGUUGUUGGGAGGAGCAACCUUCCUCUGGGCCGGCGCCGCGCGGCACGUGCGCCCCUGCUCGUCCGCGGACUCGCCGCCGGCCGCCGCGAGGGCGCCUCUUCGCUCCCAGCCUGGCCUCGGUCCGUCUUGUGGGGCUACCACCCGGCCUUGGGCCGUCACCCCUUUAAAGAUGACACGAGGGAGGCAGGCACAGAGCGGUUCCUGUUUGGAGCCUCUCCGUCAGGGAGCAGCGCGGACCGACGGGCCGUUACUGUGCAGAAGGGGCCGGUGCUCGGCGGUGAGACCCGGAGCUCCAGCUCGCCUCCCUGCCCGUCACCGCCUUCCAAAACGUGCACGUGUGUGUGCCCACGGGCAAGUGUAGGUGUUGGCACAGGUGCACUCGCACGAGUCUGUGUGCGUGAGUGUGCACGUGAGUGUGAGUUGUCCCGGCGUGUGCUUGCCGUGUGAGCGUGAGCAGGGGAGUGUGCGAGGCUCUGGGGUCGGGGAAGGGGGCUUCCCUGCGUGCCUUCGGGGACAACCAGCCGAGCUGGAAUUGGGAAUCUGGAAUUAUACACAAUAAAAGCCAAACGUUGCAUCUUUA